AUGGCUACUGUGCAAGUUGGUGAAUAUGAGAUGAUCUUUGACCAUGGUGGAUCCGGCAGUGAGGAAAUGGGAGGAGACGCCAGCUCGAGGUUGGAUGCAAACAAUCUUACAGAGCUAACACCGAUUGUUGCCUCGGACGUGGUUGCAUCAAAAGAACCGAUGGUUAGACCUGAAGUCUUGUCGUCAAAGCAGAAGCUAUCCACCAUAUCUUCCGCCCUCACAUCGUCAUACCAGACUCCCGUAUCCGAGCAGGAUCUCGAAAUGGACCGCGGCCGAUUGCGUAGCAGGCCUCCGACUAAUUCGACGUACUCGGCUGAGGUGACGGAAGCCCUAGCUCGCAUGGAUCAAGAAGUCGGUCCUCCGCGCAAGCGUGGUCGCCCCAAGGGUUGGAAGCCAGGCAUGUCUUAUGCAGAGAUGAGAGGAAAUCCUCCCCCUCCCCCGAGGAAGUCCAAGAAACCUCUCGCAAAGUCAGGCAGUGGCACUCCGGUCAAUGGAGAGACCAAGAAACGAGGCCGCCCUCACAAGGAUCUGACAUUCUCGAUGAGAGAGACGUAUCUCAAAUCUACACCUAGAUACAUACCGUUUGGGUGUGUCUGGCAUGACGAAGUCACGAGCGACAUCUGUCCUGCCGAACUCCAAAACAUGGAGACACUCCGAAGACACAUCUACUUCGUUCACGGCGACAUGGAUCCACUCAUCUGUCGAUGGGGCAAAUGCGCAAAACAGGAGCCGCCCACCGAAUAUGUGGACGAAGACGCCUUCAGACUGCAUAUGGAAGAGGCACAUCUCGAGUCCUACAUGUGGCACAUGGGCGACGGCAUUCAGAACAACGGCAUAUGGACGCUCAAGCAGGAUCCUAACAAGUUGCCCGACUACCUGUUUGACAAAGACGGAAACCAGGUCACACCGUCCAUCCACGAUCAGCAGCUCGAGGAUCAUGCCGGGAUGCUCGAGAGGAAGCGGAAGCUGAGAGAAAUCAGACGGCUCGCAGAAGAGAACGCGCCCACGGAGAAGGAAUACCUCAAGCAGAUCCUAGGCCAUAGCAAGGGCCUUCCCUGA
Molecule: messenger RNA, 1059 nt
Organism: Neoarthrinium moseri
Lineage: Eukaryota; Fungi; Ascomycota; Sordariomycetes; Amphisphaeriales; Apiosporaceae
Exons: 1
Coding region: 1-1059 (352 amino acids)
Molecular function (GO): DNA binding
Source: RefSeq, a predicted model, not a curated record